Fusarium keratoplasticum is the source of this 531-nucleotide messenger RNA. RefSeq lists its product as uncharacterized. The record is from RefSeq and is a predicted model, not a curated record. Lineage: Eukaryota; Fungi; Ascomycota; Sordariomycetes; Hypocreales; Nectriaceae. The transcript has a single exon. The coding region runs from base 1 to 531 and encodes 176 amino acids.
AUGGCACGACUAGUGGCUCUGACUUUGAACCAUCGGGAUAACUUUUCUCAUGGAAGAUCUCGGCAAGUCUUUGGCUACGAGGCAUACCAUUGGGCCAUUAUGAUCAUGCCCGAGCCUAGUCAGGGGCAGGACUGCUGCGUCUUUGAUGCCACCGACGCAUCCGAAAUCGACCCUGUCACUUUCCGGAUGAACAAUCCUAGCAUGGACUGGUGGUUUCGGGUAAAGGAAAACGUUGAUCCUACUCUCAUUGAUAAGCUCAUCGGGCGAAUUGUGAUUGGAGAGGUGCCAGAUGGUGUGUCGAGCGCUGAUCUUCGGAGGCUUUUUGAGGGAGUUGAACUACCUGUUAAGAACAGGCAUCCCCAGCAGAGCUGCGUGACUUGGGCGCUCAAUGCCAUCCGGGCCCUUCAGAGGCAGGGGUGGGUAUGGGAAUUCGAAAUUGAUCCGUUCAAAGGUAUGGCACUCUCUUAUGCCGAUGAGAGAAUGAAGGGAAGGGAUUCGAGCGAGCCGAGCCUCAAGUAUUUCAAUGUCUAG